UUUGUAUUGUCGUACAGAAUUGAAAUUAUUGGGCCCAAUUGAAAGCCCAUUAAGGAAAAGCCCUGGCCCAGUGGAAACUUCUCAUUGUUGUAGAUGAGUCAUCAGUCACAUGAGACCACCAGUUCUUUUCUCGUAAGAAACCAAACUCCGGCAUAGAAAGAAUCACAGCAUCACCCCAACAAAACGCCAUUAAAGAAAGCUUCGAAGACACACAGAGAGAUAGAAAGAAAGCUUCGAAGAUAGAGAGGGAAACAGGAGAAAGCUAUGGGUGUUGAUUACUACAAGGUUCUUCAGGUUGAUAGGAGCGCUAAAGACGAUGACUUGAAGAAAGCUUAUAGAAAGCUCGCCAUGAAGUGGCACCCUGAUAAAAAUCCUUCCAAUAAGAAAGAAGCUGAGGCUAAAUUCAAGCAAAUAUCUGAGGCUUACGAUGUUCUAAGUGAUCCGCAAAAGCGAGCAGUGUACGAUCAGUACGGUGAGGAGGGUUUGAAGGGACAAGUUCCACCGCCAGGUGCCGGAGGGUUUUCUAGCGGACAAGAGGGUGGUCCGACAAUGUUCCGGUUCAAUACUCGUAGUCCCGACGAUAUAUUCUCGGAGUUCUUCGGUUUUUCUGGUUUUGGGGGAAUGGGAGAUAUGGGUGGGUCUAGGGCCGGUGGUGGUGGACCUGCUUUCUCGAGGAGUAUGUUUGGUGAAGAUAUUUUCGCAUCUUUUAGGGGUGGAGGUGGGGAGGCCUCCAUGAAUGCUCCGAGGAAAGCUCAGGCUAUAGAGCGAACAUUGUCUUGUACUUUGGAGGAUUUGUAUAAGGGAACCACAAAGAAGAUGAAGAUUUCUAGGGAUGUUACAGAUUCCACUGGAAGACCAAAUACAGUGGAGGAAAUUCUAACAAUAGAGAUCAAGCCUGGUUGGAAGAAAGGAACUAAAAUAACUUUUCCCGAGAAAGGAAACGAACAACGAGGAUUUAUACCAGCAGAUCUUGUAUUCAUCAUCGACGAAAAGCCUCAUGGAAUGUUCAAGAGGGAUGGCAAUGAUCUUGUUCUAACUCAGAAGAUAUCUCUGGUGGAAGCUCUUACAGGUUACACAGUGCAGCUGACUACCCUCGACGGUCGAAGUCUGACAAUCCCGAUCAACUCUAUUGUCAGUCCCACUUAUGAAGAAGUGGUUAAAGGGGAGGGAAUGCCUAUUCCUAAAGAACCCACCAAAAAGGGAAACUUGAGAAUCAAAUUCAACAUCAAAUUUCCUUCCAGGCUUACUUCAGACCAAAAAUCUGGCAUCAAGCGGUUACUAUCUUCAUAAAAAUAAAAACCAUGGUGGCGGUACUUCCGUUACGAUCUUUUAUAUUUGUGCUCUGUUUGCAUUUGUUUUAUUUGGUAGUUUAUAUUCUGGAAAGUUAAGUUAUGCUCUAUGAAAUCUAAUCUGGAGAUUUGAACAGAAAUUGUGUAGGAAUCAUGCAUUUAUUUAUUGUGACCAAUUCUCUUUUUUUGACAAAGAAAAAAAAAGGUAGAAGAAGCAUUGACAUGUCA
Messenger RNA from Cannabis sativa, 1517 nucleotides. RefSeq lists its product as uncharacterized. The coding region runs from base 265 to 1290 and encodes 341 amino acids. The transcript is spliced from 3 exons. Gene Ontology annotation, cellular component: cytosol. NCBI's taxonomy places the organism in Eukaryota, Viridiplantae, Streptophyta, Magnoliopsida, Rosales, Cannabaceae. Gene Ontology annotation, molecular function: protein-folding chaperone binding. The record is from RefSeq and is a predicted model, not a curated record.